Messenger RNA from Gigantopelta aegis, 1413 nucleotides. RefSeq lists its product as uncharacterized. The record is from RefSeq and is a predicted model, not a curated record. Lineage: Eukaryota; Metazoa; Mollusca; Gastropoda; Neomphalida; Peltospiridae. Gene Ontology annotation, molecular function: protein binding. Bases 103 to 1272 code for a protein of 389 amino acids. The transcript has 4 exons.
AAUCAUUACAAGUAGAGUUGUUGCUGCUUAAUGAUAGUUUGUUAGAACUUAAAGAGUCUACGCUGGUUGAAAAAAUCAACACAAACCUGCAGACUUAACAAAAUGAGGUGCAGAUUGUGUAAUGUGAAGAAACUGUCUGAUGAAUUUCCGCAAGCAGACCUGAACGAUGCAUGCAGACAUCCUCGAUUCUAUUGCAUGAGGUGCGUAGUUUCAACAUGCAAGAAGAGUGGUGUGUGUCCACAUCCCGGGUGUGACCAGCCGGUCCCCACUGAUGGAGACGUCAUCAAACUACUGGAAUACACGCUGGCCGAGAUGUUUAAAGAGUACCCAUGUGAAUACUCGGCUCAGUUCGUGUCAGAAGAUUCCUGCACUGAGAUGAUCAGAAUCGCUGUUCUGAAUGGAGACAGCAUCACUCUUCCUUUCAACCCUGAGAUGACAGUCUUUGAACUGAAAGAACAAAUAAAAACCAAGCUUGACCAUGAUGUGAAGAAGCAGCAGUUGAUAUACAAGGAUGCUGAAUUGCAGAUGUAUGCAAAUAGCGGUGGCUUUACAAAGCUUGCUGACCUCAACAUAGUGGCCAACUCCACCAUCUAUCUUGCAGUAACACUAUUUGAUAUUCCAUCUAACUUGAACCAUGUCAUCUUUGAUCUACAUUGGGGAUAUCCAGAAUGCUGGUAUUAUACUGGUUCACAUGGUCCAGUGGAACGCACUUUGAAAAUUAGGGCUGUUGGAGGUCGUGAAGCUUCAUAUGGUGUCAAUGUGCCAUAUGAAUGGUGUGAACCUAUAAGGAUAAAAGGCUAUCUCGAUGCAUCGUGUCUUGUAUACAAAGGCAAACAGUUUCUUGAGGUUUACGAUUUUCACCCUGAACAUCAGGCAGAAACCACAGUCUGCAAAGGCAUCAUCACCCAUACUGGAGACAAAAUGGACGACUUGAACAAGGUCGGACAUCACACCAUAAAGGUUUCUCUGCAGCAGCUACCACCGCAUGUCACCCAUUUAUUCUUCACAUUGAGUGGCUGGAGUUGUAAUAGCAUCAAAGAAUUUCCAGACCUGAGUUUGAAGUUUUACGAUGCACGAGCACCUGAUGAUAACCUUUGUGAGACAAAGCUAACAGACAGCGUUCGAAAAAGAGCUGUGAUCAUGUGCUGUGUGUCUCGCUCAGGUAAAGGCUGGAGAAUACUUGAAUGUGGGAAGACUUCCGAGGGUUAUGCUGAUGACUAUGAGCCUAUCAAGGAAACCAUCAGGAAACUUUUUGACCUUCCCGAUAUCUAAGGAUUAGGUACAACUGUGUAUACAGUCGGACCUCGUUACAAAGACCACAUUCGUCCAUGGGUCACUUUGUCAUUCUAUCGAAAUUGUCAUUAUAUAAAAACUGCCGAAAUACAAGUUUGUUUUGUUUAAUGACUCCACUAG